Molecule: messenger RNA, 799 nt
Organism: Coccidioides posadasii C735 delta SOWgp
Lineage: Eukaryota; Fungi; Ascomycota; Eurotiomycetes; Onygenales; Onygenaceae
Product: 40S ribosomal protein eS24
Biological process (GO): translation
Cellular component (GO): ribosome
Molecular function (GO): structural constituent of ribosome
Source: RefSeq, a predicted model, not a curated record
GCGACAACUAACGCCAACAGCAGCCUGCGACCCAUCCCAAUCGAUUUAUCUGCUUGCGCGAACCCAUCGUCAAAGCAGAUUCAGAUCGAUUUAUCGGCACACCCGCAACCAUGGCUGACGCUCCUGUUACCCUGCGGACACGCAAGUUCCUCCGCAAUGCGCUCCUGAGCCGCAAGCAGAUGGUCGUUGAUAUCCUCCAUCCCAACCGCGCCAACAUCUCCAAGGACGAACUCCGCGGAAAGCUCGCCGAGCUCUACAAGUCCAACAAGGACCAAGUCUCUGUUUUCGGUCUUCGCACACAAUAUGGUGGCGGAAAGACUACCGGUUUCGCCCUCAUCUACGACUCCAGUGAAGCCUUGAAGAAAUUUGAACCCCGCUACCGUCUCGUCCGUAUUGGUGCUGCUGAUAAGGUUGAAAAGGCCUCCAGACAACAACGCAAGCAACGAAAGAACAGAUCGAAGAAAUUCAGAGGCACAGCAAAGACCAAGGGCCCCAAGAAAGACAAGAAGAACAAAUAGACGACAUGAACUUCGGUGUUAUAGGGUUGGCAAUGGUGCUUGGUUCCUGCUUCGAUGGAUUGUUCAGCACCCUGAGUGAUGCACCUCAGGGAUACCGAUGCUGUACUGUAGCUACGAAUCAAGCCUUGUGGUAAACAUGUUUCUGGCUUUGUUUUAUUCUACGAAGCAAAAUAAGUCUUUUUGAACUACGAAAUUGCAUUUGCUCUGUUCGCGAAUUCGAUCCUCAUCCUUUGCUGAACCAGGUGGCAAACUUCAAAAUGAGACUUGAGAGAUUACCUUCC